AGUUUGGACUUCUUCCCCUGUACAAACUAGAAAUAAAUUAUUUGAGCCAAAAGCUGGUGUUAAUGAAAAAGGUCAUCUAGGGAGUUCUCUUUUCAUAUUCUUUAACUCAAUAUAAGCUUGGAGGAGGCCACAGUGCUAGGCAUUCUGGGAGGUUACAGUAGUGCACACUAGAAGUUCUACCCCUCCAAGUAUCUUUGUUAGUCUAAACAUAGUUAAAUUCUUCCUUGUUAGUCAUUUUUUCUGAUUAAGUAAUUUUAACAUCUAUACUGAAAGUUCAUGAGCUCAAAGAAUAAGAUGUCUCAGAGACUCUACUGGUAUAGCUUUGAUGAUUACCAAUCUGUCUACUUACUAUAUUCUGUCUUGUCACUAAGAACCCAUCUUUAGCAUCAUAGCUGUUUCAUAGCAACCUUCAUUGAUGUAAACAGUGAGCUCCUCUGUUCUGCAGAGUAAAUAGAGCAGAUUAAAGUCAAACAGAAUCUUUCAUUCUCAUACUUAGCAACAUCCUGGUUCAUUUAGAAAAAACGAGUAUCUACAAGAAGACAGGAGCUACCUCUGCUGUAGGCUCACUUGUUCCUUUGGCAGCGUGUGUUGGACUAAAUUUUAACACACAUACCUUUUGUAUCUAACCCAGGCAGGUCUCAAACUUGUAUGUGGCUGAAGAUCACCUGGAACUUCUGAUCUUUGUGAGUGCUGGGAUAGGGGAUGUGCUACCACACCCAGUUUGUGUGGUGCUGGGGAUCAAACCCAGUGCUUUACACAUGAUAGGCAAGCACUGCCACACUUCACUGAAGCUUUUUCUUCUUUUGAGACAGGUUUCAGGGUUAGCCCUUGUAGCCCAGGCUGACCUUAAAUUUGUCCUGCUUCUGCCUCCAGGUUCUGUCAUCACACCUUGCUUUCCAUUCUUUUAAAAGUCUUUACAAAUGAAGGUAGUUAACACUGGAAAAAGUGUUUUCAGGUACAGUGUUCAAAGUGACCUUCCUGAAACACAGGAAGAUCUUGGCUUACAAAGGAAAAGAAAAGAAAGGAAGGAAGGAGGGAAAGAAAAAAAAGAAAGAAAAAGAAAUUAAUUUGCAGAGUCCAAUGACUCUAGUCCAGAGUUAUCUUUUUAAUAGAUGUUGUUUAGGAACAUUCAUAGUAAAUAAUUCAGGUUAAUGUCCCAACCCAACUUUGACUCACCUUUUUCAUAAGAUUGGUUUUUGUAUUUGGUCAGAUUUAGCAUGGGACUUUGAAAUUCUUCUACAGUUUGAAAGGGAGGGGAAGAGUUAGCUCAUGCAUUUGGGGUAAUGUGGAAAUUCACUUCUGCUUCUGAGGUCUUUUCUUUCUUUUUUUUUUUUUUCUUCUCAAGCCUGUGGGUUUAAAUUCAUUAGGAGGAAGUGACAAGAAUGACACCUGGGAAGAUGCCCCUAGUAAGCUUAGAUAAUCAAACAAUAUUUUAAGUCUUUUUUUUUUUUUUCUUUCCUGUGGCCUCAUCUGAGAGUGUGGACUGCACUUGGGUGCACAUCUGUGCCUGUGCCUGUUUUGCCGACAGCUUUCCAUUAUAGUCUGUCAAUGCUAAGGGCUGUUCAAAGCUGGAGGAUCUGUGUUUCUAGUACAAGAGAACUUUCAUCUGGAAUGCCUGCUGGUAAAAUGCCUGAGUCAUGAAGACUGGGGCCACUGUUUUUAUUCUUGGGAGCCUGGUAUUGAUAACCUACCUGCCUUUGGUGUUGAUGUCACCUAAAACACUGGCCAUCCCUGAGACGUUACAACAAGCUGUGGGGAGAGUCAUUGUCAAUGCCACCACAUGCACUGUUACGUGUGGCCUUGGCUACAAGGAAGAGACUGUCUGUGAGGUGGGUCCUGAUGGAGUGAGGAGGAAGUGCAAGUCCCAGCGUUUGGAAUGUCUGACCAACUGGAUCUGUGGGAUGCUCCAUUUCACCAUUGUCCAUGGGCAGAACUUUGAGCUGAGCUGUCUCAGCUCAGACAUCCUGGAGGUGGGGCAGGAAGCUUUCCGCUUCACCUGGAAGCUUGCCCGGGGCAUCAUCUCUACUAAUGAUGAGAUUUUUAAACCCUUCCGAGCUAACUCUCACUUUCUGCGGUUUAAACCUGCCUAUGAGUAUGACUCUGGGACAUACCGCUGUGAUGUGCAGCUGCUAAAGAGCUUGAGAUUUGUCAAGAGGAUCUAUUUUGGCCUCAGGGUACUUCCUCCAAAGCUGGUAAACCUCAAUUUCCAUCAGUCCCUUACUGAGGACCAGAAGUUAGCAGAUGAGGGCUGGGAAGUUAAUUUCGACAACCAAUCUAAGCCUCACCUCCCAAAGUGGCAGAAGAAGGUGGUGUCAGCCUUGGGCAUAGGGAUUGUUGGUGGAGUGGUUGGUGGUGUUUUGGUGAGCAUUGCUGUCCGCAGUGUGCUGAGGGGCAUGGAUGGCAGGAACAUCUUCAGCAGCUUAUAGUUUGUGUCUUACUCCUGGGAGGCUGGCUGCCUAGGAAACUGAGCUAGCUUGUGCAUGAGUGUCCCAUGCCUCUGAUGGGGAAGUGGCAAGAAAGGACUCUUGCAGCCAAAAGUUGGCUGGGAGGCUUGGAGGAUGCAACCUCAUGGUAGUUCAGGACAGCAAUAUCCAUCAUCGUGUUCAGGACUCCUUGAUACUGGGUGCCCAGAAGACCCACGGCAGGCUUUGCCUCUGAUCCUUGGCAUGGUUCUGUCUUCCAAGCCUGCAUUUAUUUCACACCUCCCAGUCUGUGUGCCACUCACCCUGACUCCACCUCUCUGAACAGUGUAUGGACUAUAAUGUACUAAUAGCAGCUUUUUAUUUUGAGAAACUUUAUUUUUGUCCAAUAAAAAUAAUUCACAGUAAC
This is a messenger RNA of Psammomys obesus (fat sand rat), 2829 nucleotides long. RefSeq names its product transmembrane protein 81 (gene Tmem81). The transcript has a single exon. Lineage: Eukaryota; Metazoa; Chordata; Mammalia; Rodentia; Muridae. The record is from RefSeq and is a predicted model, not a curated record. The coding region runs from base 1638 to 2426 and encodes 262 amino acids.